Messenger RNA from Seriola aureovittata, 4238 nucleotides. It is a transcript of the gene capslb, whose product is annotated as calcyphosine-like b. NCBI's taxonomy places the organism in Eukaryota, Metazoa, Chordata, Actinopteri, Carangiformes, Carangidae. The transcript is spliced from 5 exons. Gene Ontology annotation, molecular function: calcium ion binding. The record is from RefSeq and is a predicted model, not a curated record. The coding region runs from base 90 to 749 and encodes 219 amino acids.
CUCCAUGGUGACCGCGAGUCGUUUGGGGAAGGGCUGCCUGGGUGUGAGACUUCCAGCGGAAGAUAGAAACAUUAAAGGGUUUUUUCGAGAUGGCGGGAACAUCAAGACAUGAUCGAGAGAUGACGAUAAACGCCAAGCGUCAGCUCUCUGAGUGUUCAGACCCGGUGGAGAAACUCAGACUGCAGUGUCUGGCCCGAGGAUCGUCUGGGAUUAAAGGUCUGGGCAGGCCUCUGACUCAUGUCAUAACGUGUUAUAUCAGAACCUUCAAAAUAAUGGACGAUGACAACAACCGCUCCCUGGACUUCAAAGAGUUCCUGAAGGGUCUGAACGACUACGGGAUCCUGAUGGAGAAACAGGAGGCCACCACUCUGUUCCAGCACUUCGACCGUGAUGGGAGUGGGAUGAUCGACUUCGAAGAGUUUCUCAUCACCCUGAGGCCACCCAUGUCUAAGGCCAGGAAGGAGGUGGUCAUGCAGGCGUUCAGGAAGCUGGAUAAGACCGGUGACGGGGUGAUCACCAUUGAAGACUUGCAGGGGGUUUAUAACGCCAAGUACCACCCCAAGUAUCAGAACGGAGAGUGGACAGAGGAUCAGGUCUUCAGGAAAUUCCUGGACAGCUUUGACUCUCCGUAUGACAAAGAUGGAAAGGUGACCCAAGAGGAGUUUAUCAACUAUUACUGUGGAGUCAGCGCCUCCAUCGACAGUGACGUCUACUUUAUUCUAAUGAUGAGAAACGCAUGGAGGCUCUGAACCAACUCAGAGGACGUGGAACCGUCACCAACUGUUAAAGAAACCAUCAAGGAGCUUCUGUCAUUAAUCACCAUUACAAUCUUGAUCUGAUCUAUAACUUUGUUACCAAUUUCUUUCCAAUGAAGUAGUAAGUAUCAUAGUUAAGAGUGAUUUUGUCCUUUUUUAAAACUGGAUUAUUAUCUUCAUGUAUAUUGAAUCAUGUUGUAAUGGAGAUUAACUUGUGGAAAAAACAUUUAGUUCCCAUUUUUCUACUUUAUUGUACAUCUCUAUGCAACACAAUUGGCUUUGUUUAAAUAAAAACCAUUGGUUAAACAACAGGUUGUAACAGGUACAGUCACACAUCAUCCUCACGUUUAUACAGUGUAUUUAGUUCAGAUCAAUGUGGAGUGAAUAUGUUCUGAGUAAAUAAAGCGUAAAUACAUUCUGAGUAUUUAUUCCAGCCGCUGUGGAGGAAACAUGAGGUGUAGGUUGUGUCAGGUAUUUGAAGAAGCAGCAUUGUGUUUGGCAUUUUCCAUCACUACAAACUGAAAGUGUUAGCUUGUCUGCAGACUGUUCAGCACUGUCGUCAUGACGAUGUCAGAUACCAGCAGCUUUUUUUAAAGGACCUCUCUGUGUUUUAUGUUUUACUUCAUUAAAAAACUUUAAUGAAUCCUCAUACAGACAGGUGACAGGUGAGAACUGAUGUUGAUGAAAGGUCUAUUAGGAACUCUGAAGCUGCAUUAUUUAGAGAACAUGAAGGAGGUUCUUGGUCAAUUGUUUAGUUGUAGAGGUUGUUUGGGUGGUUUUUGUGGUCCUUUGGAGCUCCUAGUUAUUGAGAAGGUUCUAGGGAUCUUUAAAAUGGUUCUAGUGGUUCUCUGGGUGGUUCUAGUUAUUGAGGAGGUUCUGGGUAUCUUUAAAGUGGUUCUAGUGGUCCUUUGGGGGGUUCUAGUUAUUGAGGAGGUUCUAGGUAUCUUUAAAGUGGUUCUAGUGGUCCUUCGGGUGGUUCUAGUUAUUGAGGAGGUUCUGGGUAUCUUUAAAGUGGUUCUAGUGGUCCUUUGGGGGGUUCUAGUUAUUGAGGAGGUUCUAGGUAUCUUUAAAGUGGUUCUAGUGGUCCUUCGGGUGGUUAUAGUUAUUGAGGAGGUUCUAGGUAUCUUAAAAGUGGUUCUAGUUGUUCUUUGGGUGGUUUUACUUAUUGAGGAGGUUCUAGGGAUCUUUAAAGUGGUUCUAGUGGUCCUUUGGGUUGUUCUAGUUAUUGAGAAGGUUCUAGGGAUCUUUAAAUGGUUCUAGUGGUCCUUUGAGUGGUUCUAGUUAUCAAGGAGGUUUAUCUUUAAAGUGGUUCUAGUGGUCCUUUGAGUGGUUCUAGUUAUUGAGGAGGUUCUAGGUAUCUUUAAAAUGGUUCUUGUGGUCCUUUGGGUGGUUGUAGUUAUUGAGAAGGUUCUAGGUAUCUUAAAAGUGGUUCUAGUUGUUCUUUGGGUGGUUGUAGUUAUUGAGGAGGUUCUAGGUAUCUUUAAAGUGGUUCUUGUGGUACUUCGGGUGGUUCUAGUUAUUGAGGAGGUUCUAGGUAUCUUAAAAGUAGUUCUAGUUGUCCUUUGGGUGGUUCUACUUAUUGAGGAGGUUCUAGGGAUCUUUAAAGUGGUUCUAGUGGUCCUUUGGGUGGUUCUAGUUAUUCAGGAGGUUCUAUGGAUCUUUAAAAGUGGUUCUAGUUGUCCUUUGGGUGGUUCUAGUUAUAGAGGAGGUUCUAGGUAUCUUUAAAAUGGUUCUAGUGGUCCUUUAGAUGGUUCUAGUUAUUGAGGAGGUUCUAGGUAUCUUAAAGUGGUUCUAGUGUCCUUUAGAUGGUUCUAGUUAUUGAGGAGGUUCUAGGUAUCUUUAAAGUGGUUCUAGUGGUCCUUUAGAUGGUUAUAGUUAUUGAGGAGGUUCUAGGUAUCUUUAAAGUGGUUCUAGUGGUCCUUCGGGUGGUUCUAGUUAUUGAGGAGGUUCUAGGUAUCUUAAAAGUGGUUCUAGUUGUUGUUUGGGUGGUUCUAGUUAUCGAGGAGGUUCUAGGGACCUUUAAAGUGGUUCUAGUGGUUCUUUAGGUGGUUGUUUUGGCAACUGAUGAGGUUUUAAGUGUCAUUGGUUAUAGGGAUUAUUUAGGUGGUUCUUGUCCUUCAUGUGGCUCCUGUAGUCAUUGAAGAGGUUCUAAGUAUCCCUCGCGUGGUUCUAGUAGUCAGUGAAGGGGUUCAAAGUGUCCUCUUUGUGGUUCUAAGGAUGGUUUCUGUGGUUCCUCAGGUCAAUUAGAAGGUUCUGGCUUGUUUUUUGUGGUUCUACAGGAGAUUAUUGAGGUCAUUUGGGAGGUGUUACAGUCCUUUAGGUGGUUUUAGUGGACCUUAACAAGGUUCUAAGGUUUCUCUUUAUGUGGAUGAAGACUAUGGGAGAUGUUGUAGUGAUGUGUUACAGAGAACCCUCCUCAAUUGAAGAAUUGACGACCAGGAGCAGUACAGAUGUUCUCAAGACUCGUGGUGGAACAACAGCGGACUCACACUCUUUAGUUCAGAAUGACUUUCAUGUGUCACUGUACAGGGGUUCAAUAAUGUCAGCUGAUGGAUGAACUGAGCCUUUAACCAAUCAGCUGCCUGGACGGUCACAUGCAGAACCACUGGUACAAUCUAAGACUCCUCCCACAAUCACCUGGACGACAGCAGACAACUAAAAACGCGUCCAGAUACGACACGUGACAUAUUAUGAAAACAGAUCUGAUAUUAUUAUUAUUAUUAUUAUUAUUAUUAUCAUAAAAGCAACUAAAUACACAAAAAGCUACAUGUCAGUAUUUCUGGGUGUUUCGCCCCAUUUAUCAAACUGCUACACCUUCACUCACAAACUUACAAAAUAAAAGCUCUUCAUCAAAAACUUUCUCGUUGUCAUAAUAAACUGUCAGAGAUCCUUUAACUGCUACAGAAGAUUUAAAUGUUUUUUUUUAAAUCAAUAAUAAAAGCAUGCAUGUUUUUGCAGAAUAACAUAAUGAAUGGACUUUUAUUUUGAAGACUGAAGUGUGACCUCAGAGUCAGUCUCUCGGGGAGCUCUCAUGGUCCCAUACCAUCAGUCAGUAUCCAUGGUAACCACUAGUCACAGGGCGUGGUCACCGUAACGACAGAUUGUUUGACUUGAAGGAUUUUAGUGAGAGUCUCCAGCCAUGCUAGCAGCUCUGUGAGACUCUGUCCAGCUGAGGCUGAUACUUGUUCAUACAGCAAAGAUGAUGAUGGUGCUGUGUGAAACGUCAGCAGGAUUCAUCCUGAGGGGAUCAUGAAGUAAAAGACACUGAGAAAUUUUCACAGAACAGAGGAAAAGACUGACCUGCUGGUUCAUCUUCUGAGGAGCAUGAACAACUGGGAAAAUGUUGUGGAGACAAUGUUAAUGUCAAAUUUCUCUGAUUACUGUCGAGUUGUUUCACUAGAGGACCCGUCAGGAUCAAAGUCAGAGGGAUUCAUCCUCUAGAGAACGUGGACAUCUGUACAGAUGUGACGUGGAGCAGGAGGA